Messenger RNA from Sclerotinia sclerotiorum 1980 UF-70, 900 nucleotides. RefSeq lists its product with no specific name. Bases 1 to 900 code for a protein of 299 amino acids. The transcript has 3 exons. The record is from RefSeq and is a predicted model, not a curated record. Lineage: Eukaryota; Fungi; Ascomycota; Leotiomycetes; Helotiales; Sclerotiniaceae.
AUGACAAGGCGUAUCCGAAGUUUAUCUCGCAGAAGCUACUACUGGCGUCAUAACUUCGAGGAAUACGAGCCGGAGAUUGUAGAAUAUAUGAUCAAGUUUCUUUAUGAUGGUACCUACAAGGUAUUCGCACGAAUGAACAAACUUACUGCACCUGAGAUGACGCAAAACGCAACAUCAUCGGCCGAAUCAUAUGCUUCAUCAUUCGGCGAGCCGUCAAACAAAUCUCCUCCACCACGCUUGCAUGCCCAAUCAAGUGCGAAUACUAUGGCGGGUGGUCCGGGGGGACUUUUCGGACAGGGUGCUGACAUGUCUUCAAGCUCCAAUGGCGCUUCCAUAUUCGCACCUACGGAUGCCCCCGGAGAUACAAGGGGCAACGUAUUCGACUUGACACCAGCAAUUUUUGAUCCACAUCGCGAAUUUUAUCCUACUAACACUUUUGCAGCCGCAGCUGGAUCUGUAGCAUCAAUAUCAAACAGCUACAGUUAUGUGUGGGGUGGAAAUAUAGACACGGGAAACUUUCCAGUUCAAGGCUCAGAAAGCAGGUAUGGUUGGUUAGGUACUGGUUUGAGUUCCAUCAAGUUUUCUGCGGUGGAUUUGAUCAAGUAUGCAAAGGUAUACAUACUGGCCGAGAAAUAUGACAUCCAACCAUUAAAGACACUUGCUCGUGAGACAUACUUCACUAUCUUGAAGACUUGCUGGUACUCUUCUUAUUUUGUGGAAAGUAUCGAAAUUAUCUUUGAUGGUACACCGGAGAUUUCUGGAGGAGAUUGUCUUCGGAACUCCAUCGUGGAGACUGCUAGUAGGCAUGUGAAACAACUUCUGGCGAGAAAGGACUUCACCCAAUUGUGCCAGGAGAGGGGGGAUAUUGCCACUUCCAUUCUUCAAUCGGUUGUGAUGUGA